AUGGCACCAUCAAGAGCAGUCGUCCGCAACGCCACCAUCACCUUCGCCGCCCUCAGAACCUCUUCCCGCACAUCGACCUCACUAGUAACGCGACAAUUGCACCAUCUCUCCAUCGCUCGCCCGAUCGCAAACACACGCACAACACUAUCCACCCUCUACACAAGACGUUUCAAUUCCUCAGAAGCAGCCUCUGCAGCAGCAGCGCCAGAGUCAGCCGCAGUGGAAGCACCAGACUACCUCGACGAAAAAGAACUGCACAUUUUCCAAAAACUGAAUACGGAAUUGGAGCCGACGAAACUGGAGGUCCAAGAUGUCAGUGGCGGUUGCGGCAGUAUGUACGCUUUGGAUAUUGUGAGCUCGAAAUUCAAGGGCUUGUCCGUCAUCAAACAACAUAGACUCGUCAAUGCUGUGCUGAAGGAUGAGAUCAAAGGGUGGCACGGUGUGCAGUUGAAGACGAAAGCUCCUUGA
This is a messenger RNA of Aureobasidium pullulans EXF-150, 468 nucleotides long. Its product is annotated as bola-like protein. The record is from RefSeq and is a predicted model, not a curated record. The coding region runs from base 1 to 468 and encodes 155 amino acids. The transcript has 2 exons. NCBI's taxonomy places the organism in Eukaryota, Fungi, Ascomycota, Dothideomycetes, Dothideales, Saccotheciaceae.